Echinops telfairi (small Madagascar hedgehog) is the source of this 2386-nucleotide messenger RNA. RefSeq names its product sodium/potassium transporting ATPase interacting 1 (gene NKAIN1). The transcript is spliced from 6 exons. The coding region runs from base 71 to 586 and encodes 171 amino acids. The record is from RefSeq and is a predicted model, not a curated record. Gene Ontology annotation, biological process: regulation of sodium ion transport. Lineage: Eukaryota; Metazoa; Chordata; Mammalia; Afrosoricida; Tenrecidae.
GCUGGAGCGGCAGAUCUUUGACUUCUUGGGCUACCAAUGGGCCCCCAUCCUAGCCAACUUCCUGCACAUCAUGGCGGUGAUCCUGGGCAUCUUUGGCACAGUGCAGUACCGUUCCCGGUACCUCAUUCUGUAUGCAGCCUGGCUGGUGCUCUGGGUUGGCUGGAACGCGUUUAUCAUCUGCUUUUACCUGGAGGUCGGCCAGUUGUCCCAGUAUCCCAGGCCCCUCUGCCCCCAGGACCGGGACUUCAUCAUGACCUUCAACACAUCCCUGCACCGCUCCUGGUGGAUGGAGAAUGGUCCGGGCUGCCUGGUGACACCCGUCCUAAACUCCCGCCUGGCCCUGGAGGACCACCACGUCAUCUCUGUCACCGGCUGCCUGCUUGACUAUCCCUACAUCGAGGCACUCAGCAGCGCUCUGCAGAUAUUCCUAGCACUGUUCGGCUUUGUGUUCGCCUGCUACGUGAGCAAAGUCUUCCUGGAGGAGGAGGACAGCUUUGACUUCAUUGGCGGCUUUGACUCCUACGGUUACCAGGCGCCCCAGAAGACGUCGCAUUUACAACUGCAGCCUCUGUACACGUCCGGGUAGCUUCUGCCCCGCGUCCUCCCACGGCGCCGCGCCCUGGGAGGCUGGACGGACAGCCGCUGCGGACAGACUGACAGCUGCUGCGGCCAGCUCCAGCCAAGACAGGAGGACGCGCCCUCUGGCGAUUCGUGGAGCAACUGCAGCCCGUGCCGGCCCCCACCUAGAUCUGCAGCCAGAGACGCGGACUUGGCCUUGGCCUUGGGCCCUUGCAGCUCGGACUUCAGGGGUGGGGCGGGGCGGGGUUUGUAAAUUUUUUUAAUCGCAGCCUUGGUGUGAGCUGAGGCCUCCCUUCCUUCCCCUGUCUCUACCAUUCACCCUCCACUUGCAUCCUGCUUUCUGUCCGUAGACAAAGCAGGAGGGACAGACACCGCACGCGCACACACCAGCCGUGGAGAGAUACCUCGAACUGAGCAGGAGCCCUACUCUGUCACGGACUCUAUCUGUGGCAUUUCGCAAAACCCUUGUCUUCUCUAGGCCUCGGUCUCGCUGGCCUUCACUAAUUUAAACAAUCCCUUAGCAGGAGGAAGUCCUUCUAGCCUUCUCAUUGGUUCCCAAUUCCUUGGGCUAGGCUGGAAUUGCUGGUCCCAUUCUGCAGAUGUGAAAACCGAGACCUAGUGAUGGGAAGCCGUUUGCUACAGCCACACCGUUAGGCAGUUGGUGGAACCAGACCUUGAACUGCACUUUGUGUUUUUGCAGACUCCCAAACCCCAAGGCUGGUGAUCUCUGAAUCUCAUUUCUAAACCCCCUUCCAGCUGGCACACUCUAGGAUCCACAUGAUCUCCAACACACACACACACACACACACACACACACACACACACACACACACACACACACACACACGCACACACCAUUGCCACCACUUGCCAACACCUCUCUUAAAGCAAUAUACCCGUUCUCUCGCUGGGAGCCAGAUGGACGGAGCCCAGAGCCCUGAAUUCAGCCUCUGACCGCAGCGGGCACAUCUUUCAAGCGCUCUCCUUUAGUAAAGGAGAGCAGGGGCGCAGUUCAACUGCCUCACCCCUCUAGGUCCUUGAGGCUGGGUUUGCUGCACCUCCGACCCCCCUCCCCUUCACCCUGUCCACCAACCCCAGAAGGCUCCACCCACCUCACCAGAUGGCAGACCUAUGGUUCCCGAGUGGAGCCUGUGCAGAAUGGGGGUGUAGGAGGGCCAGGAGCCCUGCCCUACCUUGGGGUAAUAUAGAAACAAGGCUUUUUACUCCACAGACACCCCUGAGGGAGGAGUCAGGCCUCGGUGUCAUGCCUGUGAAAGGGGAGUGGGCCUGGCUUAGAAUGGAGGAUGGGACACUGGAGGGAGCCCCGACUCCAAACCUCUGCCUACCUGGCCUGGCCAUGAGGACCACUCUGUCCUUGAUCCCCACGCUUGGCCCUAGCACUUUCUACUCUGGGAGGCCAAAUAGCGUGGAACUCAGACCACACUCACACUGUCCCAUCUACAGUGCCGUGCCCUGUAGCCAGCCCCGGGACUUCUGCUGGCCACCAGGAGCACCAAGGCCCCAGAUGGUCCACCCAGCCAGCUGGCGGGGCAGCUCCAGAGGGCAGCAGUCCCCUUGGGGCUGCACCAGCUCCUGCCUCCAGCCUCCUCUCCUACCACCUCUCCCACCUCACUCUCCUCCCUCUUUCUACUCAACGGGUUUAGCCACUGGUGCUUUGAAGCCUUUUGUUUUUAUAAGAUGGUCUUUGCACGGGGACUGGGCCCUUCUCACGGGGACCUUGUGAGGCGGGUAGUCCCUGGGUCUCUGUGCAGGUGGGUUGAUUAAAGAUGGUGUUUUCUUCUCUGUC